This is a messenger RNA of Paralichthys olivaceus (Japanese flounder), 759 nucleotides long. NCBI's taxonomy places the organism in Eukaryota, Metazoa, Chordata, Actinopteri, Pleuronectiformes, Paralichthyidae. The record is from RefSeq and is a predicted model, not a curated record.
AUGCAUCCAGGUCUCAACGAUGUCCGGGAGCUUUCAGACACACAUUGUUACCAUAUUCAGUAUGAUGCCUCUGAGAGGACAGAGCUCCACACUCUGGACUCUGUGGCUGCACAGCAUCAAGACUAUCACCUGUUCAAAUCUCAGGAUCCCAGCAGGAACAUGGCCUAUCCUGCUCUGCAUCAGGACACAGGAGGAAAUGGAGAGACAGACUCAGAGGUGGAGAUCGUUCAUAGUGACGAUUCUGACAUUGCGGACGCUCUGUCGUGGACCACUCCGCUCCAGGAUAUAGACCCAGUCGUGGCAGAGACCAUGUCUGAAGAUGUCUUUACUUUACCGCAGACACACAGGAGCUUCAAGGACUAUGUCGGCAACAAAACCGACCUGGGCAGAGCUGUGAUACCAGCAGCCGUCCUCGCUGGUUACACUGGAAGUGGCCCCAUUCAGCUGUGGCAGUUUCUCCUGGAGCUUCUGACAGACCGGAGCUGUCAGUCGUGUAUCAGCUGGACAGGAGAUGGGUGGGAGUUCAAGCUGACAGACCCUGAUGAGGUGGCGCUGCUGUGGGGCCGGAGGAAGAACAAACCCAAGAUGAACUAUGAGAAGCUGAGUCGCGGUCUGCGCUACUACUACGACAAAAACAUCAUACGCAAGACGGCGGGUAAGCGCUACGUCUACCGCUUCGUCUGCAACCUGCAAGGCCUGCUGGGAUACGAGCCUGGAGAGUUGCAGGCCAUGUUGGACAUCGGUAGCAAGAGUCACUAA